AUGCCUCCUCAUAGAGCUAACUCCAGGAAUGCGAUUUUGAGGAAUGCAGAUGCAGAUCCUGCAGUCCCAUAUCAGGAAGUCUCCAAUGCUAAAUUCAGGAACACCAUUCAGAUGAUGGCUCAGAGUGUGGCCAACCAGAACAAUCGGGUUCAAGCUCCUUUGAUGUUAAUGGUCACCGGGAAUGAUCGGGUUGAGUUGGCUUCAUACCAGCUAAAAGAUGUUGCUCAUAUCUGGGCUCAGAUGAAUAAGUUAUUGCAUGGAGUGUCAGAUUUGGCGAAAACGAAGUGCAGAAAUGCUAUGUUACUGGAAGAUAUGAACAUCGCUAGGCUUAUGAGUCAUGCUCAACAGGUUGAGGAUGAUAAGCUUAGGGAACAGACUAAGGAGAAUAAGAAGGAUAGUACUCGGAACCAUGAAUAUUCUCAAAAGAAAUCGGGUGGUGGAAAUCGCUCGCCGAGUGAGCAGAAGUUUUCAGCUUCAACCCCUUCUUCAGCUACUGUUCUAUCCUCCAAGAACAUGUAUGACCAGAAGUUUAGAACACCAUGA
Messenger RNA from Solanum pennellii, 543 nucleotides. RefSeq lists its product as uncharacterized. The coding region runs from base 1 to 543 and encodes 180 amino acids. NCBI's taxonomy places the organism in Eukaryota, Viridiplantae, Streptophyta, Magnoliopsida, Solanales, Solanaceae. The transcript has 3 exons. The record is from RefSeq and is a predicted model, not a curated record.